AUGACAAUCGACUGUUUCUCAAAUAUCGCUUUCAUUCCCAACGACAUCUGGGUAGCAAUUACCAUUAAAGUUGCCUCAGACUCCAUUCGAGACCUGUGCAGUCUCAGAAUGACCUGUAAGGCUGCACGCGAUGCGGGAGAUUCCGAUAUUGUUCACCGGAGUGUUUCCAUCCCACCACCGCAUGCCACACCGUGGUGGUGGUGCCUCAGUCCGGAGGCAAAGAGAUUCUUUGAUCGAUGCAUGGUAGCUGGCCAUCCAGAGCUUCUGUUUCGGGAGGCACUUCGGGAACUCUUCAUCAGACAUAACGAAGACGUUGGCCUCCAGAUGCUGAAUAGUGCAACAAGUACAGGCCAUGCAGCAGCCAAAUACGCACUGACCAUGACGUUGCUGCUUCGCACGGACGGCAACGACGAAAAACAAAAAGGGCUGGAACUGUAUCGCGAGCUUGAUGCGGCUGGUUCACUCGCUGAUUGUAAGGCAAUGUGCUUUUCAAUUCUGACAACACACCGUCUGUGCCGCACCGAGGUGCUCGACCAGGGGCCAUAUGCCUCUUCUGUAUGA
This is a messenger RNA of Arachis duranensis, 561 nucleotides long. RefSeq names its product putative F-box protein At1g67623. The record is from RefSeq and is a predicted model, not a curated record. NCBI's taxonomy places the organism in Eukaryota, Viridiplantae, Streptophyta, Magnoliopsida, Fabales, Fabaceae. The transcript has a single exon. Bases 1 to 561 code for a protein of 186 amino acids.